UGCCUUGUUAGGAGACUAUGACGUUGGGCCGACAUUUAGACAACACAGUUGUUAUAUUUCACUCUUACUCCUUUUUAACACAGUUUUGCAUGUGCUACUUACUCUAUUUGCAUCUCUUUUCCCAGCUGCUGCCUGCAUUGACAUUUCAGGCUAAUUUGCAUCUGUGCUGAAUCUUGCUCUUGUUAAAAAUGAUCAGCUUAUGUUAGGAGGAGCCAGCUGAAGUAUGUGCGUCUUUGUGUGAAUCAGUGGGUGUCUCCAGCACAGGUGGGGAGCAGGAAGUGACAGAACUGGAGAGAUUAGUGUGUAUGGGACAAAAGUAAAAAGAAGAACCGGAGGAGAGGAUCAAUGAAGGGUUUUAUGUUCCCCUGUCACAUGCGAGUGUAACCAACAGCUUGCCUUCUGAUGUUCAACAUGUUCUCAAAUUCCAAUGUGUCUGAGGGUCAGCUACUCUGCCCACUGCUCCAGCUCAUGAGAGAAGACAAUUUCAACAACAACACAAAGGCAAAUCUAGUUGUGGUUUGCAUCCAUGGCAUCUUCUCCUGCCUUGGGAUUUUGGAAAAUGCCCUGAUCAUUUGGGUUUUGGGUUUUCGCCUCAGGCAUCGCACCGUGGCCUCUGUCUGGAUGCUCAACCUGGCGAUGUCUGACUUCCUGGCUACCCUGACUCUCCCCCUCUUCACCUUCUACCUUUACUCUUCCCACAGCUGGGAACUCGGACAACCACUCUGCAUAGCACAAACUUCCAUCUUUUUCCUGAACAUGUUUGUUUCAGCCUUCUUGCUGGCAGCCAUUUCACUGGAUCGCCUGCUUUUGGUGGCCAAGCCAGUGUGGAGUCAUAAUCACAGGUCGGUGGCAGGAGCUUGGAAAGUGUGUUCAUUGGGCUGGCUGUGGGCAGUGAUAAAUACUUUACCUUACUCUGUGUUUCGUUCAGUGAUUGAGAAGGCUGAUGGUAAUAAAUUAUGCUAUCAUGAUUUUGCUUUGUAUUUAUCCACUGAGAAAUCACUGGAGAAAGACUGCAACAUGAGACAGGGAGGAACAGCCAUCUCCAAGUCACUGCUAGCGUUCCUGUUACCUCUACUGGUCAUUGCAGGAAGUUACAUCAAAAUUGUCCUCAGCCUGAGAAACAGAAACAGAAGGAGAAAGCAGAGUUUGUGCAGACUGGCUGACACACAGAUUCUGCCAGGCUGUGAUGGACGUCCAGGAGUGUUUAAAAUAAAUUAUGUCAAGUCCAAAUUAAACUACCUGUCCCCUGUCAUCCCCAGUUCGUCAUAUCAGAGCAAGCUGUCUCAGAGUUUCACUAAAAUGGUGACGUCUGUGAUUGCCGCAUUUACACUGUGCUGGGCCCCUUAUCACAUCUUCUGCAUCAUAGAACUGACAGCCCAGUACAACAAAAAGAUUCUUAAAUUAGUGGAAGUGUGCCUUCCACUGGCGGCAACAUUCGCGUUUUUGAAUCCAGUUUUGAACCCUGUCCUCUACGUCUUUAGCUGCCCCCACUUUUGCGUCAGAAUACGACAGAGUCUGGGAGCGGUGUUUGACGGGCUUGUGGAGGAGGGCGGGGGUCUUCUGAUGACUCCAGCCAGGAGCUUGCAAGCUCAAAUUAGGAGGAGGAAGAGUCAAGACUCUAGCUCUGCACCACCAGGGUCACCAAAGUCUUCAUCUUCAUCUCGUCAGUCUCCUGGUGCAAAACCCAUCCUACCAUUGCGUUUGCUCUCUAAAGGUCAUAGAGACAGUCAAACGGAUCAAACAGGACAAGAGUUGGAAAAUGGGAUAGUGCAUACUUGAAACAUCAUUGAGCCCUUUCAGAUCAAGGUUUAUUAAACAAAUAUAAUCCCACUACUCUCAUUGAGAUACUAAGGCCGAAUCCUAAUUUACCCCUUGGAUGUUAUUAUUUUCCUCUCAACUGGGGUAGAGUCCCCUAAAGGGCUAGAGCAUCUCAAUUAUUUCUGUGGAGUAGGGGGGAUGCAAAUGGGAAUGGCCUUCACCCAUUCUUUGGAAUUCAAAUGUUUAUUAAUAUUAUUCUCUUCCAAAAGGAAGUGACCAUUUGGAGGCCUAAACAUAUACAAAAACUCACCAAAUGUGCACGUGCGUCAGUCGUGCAUGAAGUUUAAGUAUUUCUCGGGUUCCGCAAAAGUCGCAAUACAAAUAGCUGCACAGCACCCCCCUGAAAUCUUCACUGUCCUCAUUUACCUUACUUUAUCAAAGAGGUAUGGAAUUUGUACACUUGUGGGACUUCCCAAGACCUACACAAAACUCUCUUGCACCGAUACUUUCCAAUAAACAGGAAGAUGGCAAUCUCGUAUUGAAUUUGCAAUUUUUACCCCGUUUUGGCUGUUCCUAGCCUCUGCAUUUGAUCAAACUCCUCCUAGACAUUUUGACUAAUGAGCUUGAAAUUUGCUGAGUUUGCUCAUGAGGCCUGGGGGAUGUACAGUAAUCCAAAUCCUGACUUUGUGUGCAUCUCUAAGGGGCAAGGCUGACCUCUGACUUUGACUUCUCACCAGGAAAAACUAAAUUGUUAUAGCUCCAGCAAAGAAAGUCAAAGAGUCACAAAACCUUAUGUGACUGAUCCACAUCUGGCUCCCAACAAACCUCAUUGAUCAAAUGCUGACAUUACCUCCUGCUUAUAUUUAUACUAAUAAUUGUGGAAAAAAAUCCAAACCUCAGCCCGUGAAACAUUUGCAUUUUAAAUAUAGGCAGGUUACAGUUUUAGGUGUCUUGACAACUAUUUGGGUUGUAAGGCAACAAGCCCCAGUUAAGGCUAAAUGUAAUACCCUUGUGCACCCACUCAGUAUUGUUCUAUCUAUUUUAAAAUGUUCUGCACUAUGUGUUUUGCAAAAUUUUGUAAAUGUGAGCAAGAAACUUUGUACUUAAAUAGUGAAAAUGAAAAAGUGCAAUACAACUGUGUUUAAGAUUGUAAGCUGUUUGGCAAUUAGAUUCAGCAUGUCGUAUUCUGAAGUGUGACUUAUUUUUAUAUUUGUACAUAGUUGAUUUUUGUUUUUGUUUUCAAAAAGAUUUGUGUUACUUGUUUCAAGUCCUUCAAUAAUGGCACUAAGUAUCAUCACAUGCUAUAUGCUGUCCAUGGGUGCACCCUGGACAGGUUGUCAGUCCAUCACAAGGCAACAUAGAGACACACAGGACAGACAACCAUGCAAGCACACACUCAUAUCUGAGAGCAAUUUAACCAAUUAGCUUAACAUGCAUGUUUUUUUGACUGUGAGAGGAGGACCCAUGCAUGUGUAGAACAUGCAAAUACCGUGUAGAAAGAGCCCAGGCCAGGAUGUGAACACCGGAUCUUCUUGCUGCAGGCCAACCGUGCUAACCACUGUUACUUCCAGCCACCAGAGAGCAGAAUAAUACUGAUGACAUGAGCAGCAGUGAAGUGAUAAAGCAGGAUUAUGCUUUUCAGGUCCUGUUUUCCAGGAUCACUUCAAAUCUGAGUUGCUGAGCAUCUAACCCACUCUGAGUGAUUGGAUCUCAUCCUAAAUGAUUUUAAUUUUGAUUAACCAUCUCAUCACCACCAUUGCAGUUGUGGGGCUCUUUCACACUCUGUUGGACUCACACACAAACACAAAUACACAGGCUUUUGUACAAUGUAGGCCACAGCAGCAUGGGAUUAUCACAAAGGUAGUUCUAAUUUAAAUAGAAUAUUAGAGACUGAAGAUUCAGAGAAUAAACAGAAACCAGGAUUAAACCUCGGUCAGCUUCUACAUUCCCAUCAGAUAUCCCCUUCCAGCAAACUGCUGUCCUCUUCCUCUUCUCUAUAUUAAUCUUUCAUACUGUAUGUACAUGUGGAUAUUUGCUCAUAAUAAAAAUUCUGUGGUUCUAAUA
Messenger RNA from Girardinichthys multiradiatus, 3822 nucleotides. Its product is annotated as prostaglandin D2 receptor 2. The transcript is spliced from 2 exons. Gene Ontology annotation, molecular function: complement receptor activity; G protein-coupled receptor activity. The record is from RefSeq and is a predicted model, not a curated record. The coding region runs from base 403 to 1779 and encodes 458 amino acids. Gene Ontology annotation, cellular component: plasma membrane. Gene Ontology annotation, biological process: phospholipase C-activating G protein-coupled receptor signaling pathway; inflammatory response; complement receptor mediated signaling pathway. NCBI's taxonomy places the organism in Eukaryota, Metazoa, Chordata, Actinopteri, Cyprinodontiformes, Goodeidae.